AAAACUCUGCCAUUUAUUGUAACGUUUAAAUGGAUGUGAAAGAGGAGACGUGUGAGGCUGACCUGAAUAUCAUAAAAUUAAGGAUCAUAAAUGUUAAGGAGGAGGACUGUGAGUGGGAGAGUGUCCACCCCAAACAGGAGAGUCUGGACAUUAAGGAAGAGGACCGUGAACUGGGGUCAGUGAAAAUUAAAGAGCAGGAUGAAGAGAAGUGUGUCAGCACAGAGAUACACAACUAUAGAAGUUUGGAGAGUGUCGAGGAAGAUGACCUUCAUUAUGGACAUCAAGAUGGAGCAGUGACCGGGUUAGUCUCUUCUCAUAGCAGACACUCUUCAUCUCCGGAGUCUUCUAUCAAUGUAAAAUAUGAAUCAUUACAGUCUGACAGAAAGACAACUGUAGAGAUUUCAUCUCCUAGAACUGAGGAAGGUCAGCCAUCACCUAAGAAGUCAUCUAAAACAAGAAAGAAAGAUCACUGCAGUGUGGAAUGUGGCAGAGAAUUCUCUAACAGGAGUGCUCUUCAGAAACACACGAGAGUUCACACCGGAGAGAAGACAUAUUGCUGUAAUGAAUGUGGUAAACAGUUUUCAAAUAAAGGCCAUCUUCAGGGACACACGAGAGUACACACUGGAGAGAAGCCAUAUUGCUGUAAUGAAUGUGGUAAACAGUUUUCACAAAAAGGCAAUCUUCAGAAACACACGAGAGUUCACACCGGAGAGAAGACAUAUUGCUGUAAUGAAUGUGGUAAACAGUUUUCACAAAAAUGCGAUCUUCAGAGACACACGAGAGUUCACACCGGAGAGAAGCCAUAUUGCUGUAAUGAAUGUGGUAAACAGUUUUCAAAUAACGGCAAUCUUCAUAUACACACGAGAGUUCACACCGGAGAGAAGCCAUAUUGCUGUAAUGAAUGUGGUAAACAGUUUUCACAUAAAGGCAGUCUUCAGAGACACACUAGAGUUCACACCGAAGAGAAGACAAAUUGUUGUAAUGAAUGUGGUAAACAGUUUUCACAAAAAAGCGAUCUUCAGAAACACACUGCAGUUCACACCGGAGAGAAGCCAUAUUGCUGUAAUGAAUGUGGCAAACAGUUUUCACAUAAAGGCAAUCUACAGUUACACAUGAGCGUUCACACAGGAGAGAAGACAUAUUGCUGUAAUGAAUGUGGGAAACUGUUUUCAGAGAUGGGCAAUCUUCAGAGACACACAAGAGUUCAGACCGGAGAGAAGCCAUAUUGCUGUAAUGAAUGUGGCAAACAGUUUUCAGAGAUGAGCAGUCUUCAGAAACACAUGAGAGUUCACACUGGAGAGAAGCCAUAUUGCUGUAAUGAAUGUGGUAAACAGUUUUCACAAAAAGGCAGUCUUCAGAAACACACAAGAGUUCACACCGGAGAGAAGCCAAAUUGCUGUAAUGAAUGUGGCAAACAGUUUUCAGAGAUGAGCAGUCUUCAGAAACACAUGAGAGUUCACACUGGAGAGAAGCCAUAUUGCUGUAAUGAAUGUGGUAAACAGUUUUCACAAAAAGGCAAUUUUCAGAAACACACAAGAGUUCACACUGGAGAGAAGCCAUAUUGCUGUAAUGAAUGUGGCAAACAGUUUCCACAAAAAUUUGAUCUUCAGAACCACACGAGAGUUCACACUGGAGAGAAGCCAUAUUGCUGUAAUGAAUGUGGCAAACAGUUUUCAGAGACAAGCAAUCUUCAGAAACACACAAGAGUUCACACCAGAGAGAAGCCAUAUCGCUGUAAUGAAUGUGGUAAACAGUUUUCACAGAUAGUCAGUCUUCAGAGGCACACAAGAGUUCACAACAGAAUAAAAAUGGUAGCAGUUCAAAAAUCAGUACAGAAAAACAAGAACCCUUCUGGAGGUUGUCGUGUCCUGAAAAGAAAACAUAAUGACGCCUUUCGUGGGUCCAGCAACAAAUCAUUUACAGAAAAUAAUGGCAAACUCCUUGGACUUAUUGAAAUGAUAGCCACAUUUGAUCCUCCUAUGGAUGAGCAUUUGAGAAGAGUUUCGAAUAAGGGAAUAUCGGAGUUGCGAAAUUCAGAAUGA
Erpetoichthys calabaricus (reedfish) is the source of this 2042-nucleotide messenger RNA. Its product is annotated as gastrula zinc finger protein XlCGF57.1-like. NCBI's taxonomy places the organism in Eukaryota, Metazoa, Chordata, Cladistia, Polypteriformes, Polypteridae. The transcript is spliced from 3 exons. The coding region runs from base 30 to 2042 and encodes 670 amino acids. The record is from RefSeq and is a predicted model, not a curated record.